UAAAGCACAGCAGCUCUGCUCCCCUUUAUCGCUCUACAACCAGGUACAACCAGUGCUCCUUGUAGAUGUCUCCGUGCUCCGCUGGCGAUAUGAGGAUGGUCGCUCUAACUUUAGCCACCUCGGGCAAGACGCCGGCGGUGGUGACGAUUUCGGUGUGCGGCGGCGCAGGUGUGGAUCUUGGCGGCGUAGGGCGGGCUCUGGGACUGGAGCCCUCUACUGUUACGCUCAAUGGCCACUUCAUCAGCCGCGGAGCCGAUCAUGUAUCUAAGCUUGAAUGGAGCUCUCUCAUUUCCUUCUUCUCUGCACGCGGUCUCCCCGACGGCGGUUCCCUACUCGGUCCCAUCGUUGUUUGGGGAAAGCCUAUUGCCAGUACAGAACACGUGGAUCGCCCAAGUUUCAAAAGAAAAUCUACAAUAAAUGAUGAAAAUCCCUACAAAAAGAGUCGAUUUUUGGAAGGCUACUCCAAGAAGCAGAAUGUGGGAACCAGGCAUUUGGCUUAUAACAGUUGCCUUGGUAUCAAGAGACAACUGAAGUUAGUUGAUGACUAUUCAUCCAAGAAGGGGAAGAUUGGUGAAUGCAGUUCAGAUUCAUUCAUUAUUUACACAGAUUAUCAUUCCUCUCCCAACAUGAAAAAUAUUGAUCGCCUGUGCUCCAAUGGAGAAGGCAGCGCCAUAGAUCGGAAUUUUGGUGCUGAGCAAGAGGAUGAUGAUGCUGACUUCCUCUGUAUCAAUAAACGGCUGAAGUUAGAUGAUGACCUCCGUAUCAAGAAAGCGAAGAUUGAUGACUCUAAUUCUGGUUUACUUAAUGAAGCAUCCAUCUUUGCUAUGGCCUCUACAGAAAGUGAGUGGUUGAACUGCAGCAUCAUCAAUGCAUUUGGGAAGCGAUUAAGGGAAGAUGAUAUGGCUCUUUCUGUUUCUUGUAAGAAGAUAAAAUGAUUUUAUUUCCAUUAAUUAGGGUUUAAGCAAUAUUCCAUCUUCAUAAUCUGUGUUUACUUCGUAAAUUAAUUUUUAUAUGGUUGCAGUUUUCUGCUAGAGACGCAAA
This is a messenger RNA of Phalaenopsis equestris, 1041 nucleotides long. RefSeq lists its product as uncharacterized. The record is from RefSeq and is a predicted model, not a curated record. The transcript has 4 exons. The coding region runs from base 66 to 935 and encodes 289 amino acids. Lineage: Eukaryota; Viridiplantae; Streptophyta; Magnoliopsida; Asparagales; Orchidaceae.